Messenger RNA from Pseudocercospora fijiensis CIRAD86, 1272 nucleotides. RefSeq lists its product as uncharacterized. NCBI's taxonomy places the organism in Eukaryota, Fungi, Ascomycota, Dothideomycetes, Mycosphaerellales, Mycosphaerellaceae. The coding region runs from base 1 to 1272 and encodes 423 amino acids. The transcript is spliced from 6 exons. The record is from RefSeq and is a predicted model, not a curated record.
AUGGAGAAGUGGUGUGCUGCUGUCGGGCAUGCCGGACCUGAGUCAAGCAUUCGCUCAUACCUAGUGCUGGACGACAGAACGGAAGCUGCAACGGCUCAAGCUCCGCGAGACUCGCAACAUGACUUUUGGAUAGCCGCGCUUUUGUAUGCCGUUGCGUGUAUACUGUUGUUGACCAGAUGCACGGUCACACAUCGCUUGUCACGCCGCGGGCACUGCUUGUUGGGCUACGAUCCAUUUCAACAAGCUACUAGAACUUUUUGUGGAUAUGUCUUUUGCUCGUCAUGUCUGGAAAAACGCGAGCAAUAUCAGCGUGUUCAGGAGCAGGAGCAAGACGAGGAUGAUGAAGAUUGGACCGAUGACGAACGCGUCUUAUUUGCCUUUGUGAACGAAAUCCAUGCCUUCGCCUUGGACUGGAGCGGAGAAUCUGAUGAGCAUUAUGACGACUUCAACGAGAGCGCUGAGGAUGAAGACGCCCGUGAAGACGAGGAAAAUCGUUCGGGCGAGGGUGACGAUGUGGGACAUUCGAUACUUGCAGCUGCAUCUCGCUGUAAUGGAGCAAAGCUAGUCCUUCUGAACGCAGGAUGCCAUUGUUAUGGGAUACAAUCCAUUCUCUCAAUCUGCCUAUCGAGAGUGCACACCGCUGAAGAUAUAAAUCCUUGCACCUUCGCGUUCGAGUUUCGGAUCUUCUUCCUACACAGCAUAGAAACACAUUCAGUUACAUCGAUUGAUUACAUCCAAGUCAUCAGUCGACCUUUGUUACAACCAAAUCUUCAAGCAACGCAACAUCCCAGCACUCACACCGACCCAACUAACAGUAUGGCCGCUGACCUUCCCCCCAAGGAGGUUUUCCUCACGCUAAUCACCCUGAACAUCGACCCUCACUAUCAUGAUGAGUGCCCGGUGUGCAUGGAAGACACAAAGCAGGCGACAAGCACCGCAUGCAAUCACACUUUCUGCUGGGAAUGCAUAGGCGGCUGGGCCCAGACGCACGAUACAUGUCCUAUGUGUCGGGCGAAGCUCUGGCAAGACCAUAACGUCCCAAUUGCUCCUCUUCCCGCCCAAGCACCGGCACCGGUCCCAGCUCCAGCUGCAAUAGUCGCUCCCGCACCAGAGCCUGCUCCUGCACCAGCUGUAAUAGUUGCUCCCGCACCACCGCCCCCUCCUGCCGCCCAGCACGAAGUCAUCGUCAUAGACGAUGAUGAAGAUGAGCUGUGGCCAGAAGACGAAGAUCCACACGACGACGAUCCGAAUGAUGGCGACUACAUUCCCUAA